Magallana angulata is the source of this 1013-nucleotide messenger RNA. RefSeq names its product zinc finger CCHC domain-containing protein 9-like. Gene Ontology annotation, cellular component: cytoplasm. Bases 102 to 875 code for a protein of 257 amino acids. The transcript has 2 exons. Gene Ontology annotation, biological process: positive regulation of cytoplasmic translation. The record is from RefSeq and is a predicted model, not a curated record. Lineage: Eukaryota; Metazoa; Mollusca; Bivalvia; Ostreida; Ostreidae. Gene Ontology annotation, molecular function: single-stranded RNA binding; translation regulator activity; mRNA binding.
CUUCUAACACAUUGGAGGAAUUCACGUCAGCAGGAGCUCUCCUGAUACUUCGAUGGUAGCUGUGAUUAUAAGCAUACACCAAAUCAGAAACACAGGAUCCCAUGGCCUUAGAAAUGGCAGCAUACAGAGACGAUUCUCCGCCCAUGAGCAAGGAAGACUUCGGGAUUAUUACUACCACUCAAGAAGGAAUCCUGAAUACCCUGCAAAUCAUGAGCAAUGAAAUUGCUAACCAUACAGAUAUCAUUCUGAAGAAAAUUAAAGACCUGCAACCUCCGCAACCUGACAAAGAUAAAGAGGAAUAUAAAAAGAAAAAAGAAACUACUGCCAAGGACGAAGAAAAAAAACCAAAAUAUGUCUGCUAUACCUGCGGAGAACCGGGACACUGUUCUCCUAACUGCCCUCAAAAAGCCCCAAAACAGGAAAACAAAAAACCGGCCAUCAAAAGUAAUGAAUGCUUCAAUUGCGGGGAAGAAGGACACUGGGCCAAUAAGUGUCCCAACAAACUAAAAAGAGGUUAUUGCUACACAUGUCACGAAGAAGGACAUUUUACCAAAGACUGUCCUCAUUACGACUCUGGCUCGGAAGAAAAACAAAAAGCCCAAAGAAUUAAAAAUAGUGCCUGCUAUACCUGCGGAGAUACUGGCCAUUGGACUAAAGACUGUCCAAAAUUGGGAGAACUGAUCCAAUAUUCAGAUAUAGAAGAGGAUGAACCUCCAAAAAAGGUAAUAAAAAUCACUAAAGAAAGAAAAAGAGGGGCAAGGAAACCGAAAAAAGAAGAUUGGGACAAAGAAUUGAAAAAACAGCAGAAAAUACCGGGCAGAAUGAAAAGAAUUAAUAACGAAAACGUCUUUGUUGAGGAACCUGAUCUGGAUUAAAAACCCCAGGACUCAUUGAAAAAAAAGGAACUAUUUUCACUGUAAAUACGUUCGGACUUUAACUGGUUUUUCAUUCAUUAAUUUCUUAUUUUUGUUCGUUCCAUUUUUUGUUUAUUCAAUAAAAUUAUAAAAAAUGUC